CCGCCCGCAGCGCCGGCACCGGGGCGGACGGAGGGGCGGCCAGACGGACGGCUGCAGCCGCGCUCCCGGCACCGCUCCGCGCUCGGCACCGCGCUCGGCUCCGGGCUCCCGGCACCGCGGCCCGCUCCGCACCGGCCCGCUCCGCUCGGCGCCCGGCACGGCGGCGGCAGCGCGCCCCCCGGCACCGGCCCCGGCGGCGGGCGGCGGGAUGGCCGCCAAGCCGGCCGAGCUGCUGGGCGUCUGCUCGAGCUACCAGGCGGUGAUGCCGCCCUUCGUGUGCGCCGCCGAGGAGUUCCCGCCGCCGGCGCGGCCCGCCCGGGCGCCCCGCGGCAAGGCGCGGCGGCCGCGGCAGUCGCGCUUCAAGACGCAGCCGGUGACUUUCGACGAGAUCCAGGAGGUGGAGGAGGAGGGCGCGUCGCCCACGGAGGAGGAGAAGGCGCGUCGCUCCUUCCUGCAGUCCCUCGAGUGCCUCCGCCGCAGCACCCAGAACCUGGCGCUGCAGCGCGGCCGCCUCGGCAGCUGCCGCCUCCGCAACAGCCUCGACUCCAGCGACUCGGACUCGGCCCUCUGAGGGCGCCCGGCCCGGCCCGGCCCGGCCCGGCCCGGCCCGGCUGGCGGCUCGGCCCCGCUGCGCUGCGUCCGCGGCGGGCGGCGGGUGCACGGACGGACGGACGGACUCGGCUGCGCGGAGCCGCCCCGGCCCCGAGGGAGCCGGCGCCGCCGCCAGCCAGGUCAGGAUGUUUUCUGAGAGAGAAAGCGCUUGCACCUUCGUUUCUAUCCGAUCGUAUGAAACUCUCGGUAUAAAAGACAAAAAAAAAAAAUCUUUUCUAAUCGUUAGAAGAAAUGAGCUGUUUUAGAUGCAUUGAGCUGCUGGACUUUAUAUUUAUUUUUGCAUUUAAACUGUUGACUGCGUUAAUUUAAUAUGUUUCUACCUGAAUGUCUGUUGUUAUUUCCAUAAAAGAGAAAUAAAAUCUGAUAUAUUUGCACAGUU
Dromaius novaehollandiae (emu) is the source of this 991-nucleotide messenger RNA. RefSeq names its product chromosome 5 C11orf96 homolog (gene C5H11orf96). Bases 209 to 571 code for a protein of 120 amino acids. Lineage: Eukaryota; Metazoa; Chordata; Aves; Casuariiformes; Dromaiidae. The transcript has a single exon. The record is from RefSeq and is a predicted model, not a curated record.